Molecule: messenger RNA, 389 nt
Organism: Racocetra persica
Lineage: Eukaryota; Fungi; Glomeromycota; Glomeromycetes; Diversisporales; Gigasporaceae
Source: the annotation of a GenBank genome assembly
AUAUUCCAUAUUUUGGGAAUGAGACUGUUAAAAUAGAAAACAAAAGAAAAUAUUCUUCAAUAUAUAAUCGAUUCGAUUAUAUUAUUGAAUACAAAAAGUUUAGAAAUGAUGAUGCGCUCCCUUGUGCUUUUGAGUGUCUUUGUUGUUCGGUAAAAAGAAUUUUUCAUAAGGGCUUGUAUGAAAAUUUUAUUAACCUUCGCUUUGACAUUAAAUUUAACUCUGAUGUUACUCUCAAACAAAUUGCUUACAUAACUGGAGAACAUAAUUCAAUCGAAGAAAGCAAUAGGAUCCAAUACUAUAACCAUAAUUUUAAAUCACAAGACAAAUUUCAAUUAACAGAUCGUAGGAUUGAAAAUAAUUUAGAUGUUGAUACAAUCGUAUAUCCUGAA